GGCUGUUUAAACAAGAGUUGAGGGAAAAUACUCAUGUGUUGCACCGAAAGUGUUUUAAGGUGUGGAUCCGAGCGCUAGGACGCAGUCAAAUAGGGGGUCUAACUAGUCACCGAGGGAGGAGGAGGGGGCGCGAGCCCAACACAUCUGUAAGCGGAGCCCACGUUCAUUAAUUAAAUGGCUUCAGUCCGGGUAGGCCUCCAUUUACGCUGCUGAGUAGCAGCCGGCGGGUGGUGCAACCCUAGAUGCCCGAUUGGCAGCUCAUAAUCAGAGGGGGAAGGAAAUAACUAGAGGCCGAGGAGGAGUCUGUAGAGGCGGCGUGCAGUGAAAGGAAUGGGGUUGCAAAGUGGCUGUGCCCCCUGUGCCAACAAGGGCAGUCUGACCGAUCUUCCUUGUCUCUACAUCUCACUGAGCAACACAGCGUACUUCCAUCGUGUGUGGAAAGACUGCUGGACAUUGUAAGUUUGGCUGUUUUAAAACGGGCUGCCAGUGGAGAAGAGUGCAAAGGGGUUCCACAGCCCACAGAUGCUGAAUUUUCACAACUGAUGUCCACUGCAGAGACCCAUUCAGAUCCCUGCCAAUCUGCAGAGUGUUCAGACACUAGCCAGACACUUGGAGACAAAGAGAUGGAGGAAGAGAGAUUAAUGGAACAGGAGGGAGGUGAAGCCGAGGAGGGAAACCUACUCCCAGAAGCCAAACUACAUAGUGCAAUUGAAAACUCUGAAUCACCAGGCACAAGUGAAAAGUCGGUGGGUAAAAACGGUGUGCCAGCUGAAAAAAGCACCAGGUCGUUUAAAUGCAGUGCCUGCCUGGAAAGUUUCCCCAAUAGGACUGCCUUGAGCGUUCAUUAUACGUCUGCAUCCCACAUUAAGAGGAUGACGACGGGCAGCGAAGCCUGUGCCCAGUCUCCCUCAGCUGCAAGUCUGCCUCGGCCGUAUAUAUCCAACAAGCCCUACCAGUGUGCUGUGUGUCGGGUCUCCUACAAUCACUCCAUCACCCUUGAGAGCCAUAUGAAAUCUGUUCUGCACCAGACCCGGAGUAGAAACGCUGGCAUUGUUUCAAACGGUGCAGUAACCGCAGCUGGUUUGAGAGGUAGCGGCGCUAGCGCUCCAAACCCUGCAGUCUCAACCUCUGAGAGCAAAGGCAGCUCUCUGGGGACCUCCAGCAACUGUGCAGCGCCUGGGACAGUGAUGAGUGGCGCAAAAGAUGGAGAACAGAUUACAGGUCCACAAGUGGCGCCCUCCCUCCUUACUGCCCCGGUGGCCUCGGCUCAAGCGGUCUCCGCCUUUCUCACCCUGCUCACAUCCGCCCCCAGCCCCCUGUCGCAUUCCAUCCUCCCGUCCCUGUUUGCUGCAGGUGCAGCUCCUGGUGCCGCUGCUCCUCAGCUCAUGCCUCAGCCUCACAUGGUCAUGCCUCUCAUCUUAAAUGGGCUCCAGGCCCAAACUCAGCAGCAUCAAGAGAACCAGCAAGGUCAGCUCCUUACCCAGUGCGUCCCAUUCGUAGGCCUCACCCCAGCCCAGCAGGCCCUUCUAACCCAAAGACUGAACAGCUUGCAGAACCAGUGGCCCUCGUCAGUUGUUCCUGCUCACAUGCAGCCCUCUCAGGAAGAGCAAGGCCAAGAGAGGCAGAGCGGCGACAAAAAAUGCUCAGAUCAGAUCAAGAACGGAGACAGCGGUACUUUAGAGAAUGCGAAGGGAGAGGGACCUGAAGGAGAAAAUGUUGAGGGAUCCGCAGAGGGUGCAGAUAAAGAAGCCCAAGAGAAGAGCAUCGCUGAUGAGAAUGGCGUGAAAGAACAUCAGCAUAGCAGAACAGAUGGAAACUGCUCUACAGAUCAGCCUGGCUUGAAAGGUGAUGAGGAAGCUUGCCUGAAGCAUUCCCCGGCAGGCUCAGGCAAGGACCUCCGCAUUAGUUUGUCGCCUUUAGCAUCUGUGACCAGCAAUUCCAGCCUCAGUCCCAUGAACUUAAAUCUUACACUUAGCCCUGAUUCCACCCCUCAAAAGUCUCAGUCAGGCACUACCCCCUGUGCCUCAUCUAAGUCCAGCCCUAAAAGAAACGACUUAACCUGCAAACCUGCUCUUCACUGUAACGCUGUAGAAAUCAAUCAUUUGGACCUUCCUGUACUAUCAGAGUUCCAGUCUGAGGUUCUCUGGGCAUUCUUUGAGUCCCGUACCGAAGCGGAUGCUGCGAGUCCUCCCUGCGAGGACUGCGAAGCACUAGGUAGAGAGGUGGGGCUUUCAGAGGAGGAGGUCCGGAGGUGGUUGAGCCAUGCCCGCCAUACAAAGCAGAGACGGCGUGCAGAGCUGAAACAAGCAGAGGGGUUUGCGAGACACAGUCAAGGGUCUGACGAUGACUAUGAUGAUGAGGAAAACUCCCUGAUAAUCGCAGAGGGUGAUGAUGACGCUGAGGCUACAAGCAGUCAGGUCAUGGAUUUGUCCGGCAACAGAGGGAAGCGCACCAGGAAGGCGGGAAGGGAAGGCCGCGGGGAAUCCGGUCUUACGUCCGACUCAGAAGCCGAAGUUUACACUUCAGUCAUCGUUUCUGAUGAGGAGAGCCAAAACGAAUCGCUGCGGGAAGGUGCUGAGAGUCCUGCUAAAGAAGAAGCACAGCGAGAGGUACACGGCGACAAGGGCACAGCUGGAGGGAAAGUACUGCGCUCUACCACAGUCUUUCUCUCUGAUGCGGAGGACGAGUAUGAGGAUGAUGAGGCUGGAGGAGCUCAGAGGGCUAAGAAGAAAAAGCGCAAAGGGGAUUUUGAGCGGGAGGAGGUUGAGGCAAAGAAAGACAGACAGGACCCAGAUUUGGAUCUUGAAUUGGAAGCUCAAGGAGAUCCUCCAAGUUCGCAACCUGCGGGGAUUGACCACUCUGCUGCUCUACACUCUCUCCCUUUGUCCAUUGCUCCUUUUUCUACACAGCUCCUUAGCCCUUAUGUUCUAUCUCUCUCUCCUUCGAUGGCAGGCAAUGGAAACAAAAUCUCACUCUUUCCUAAUCCCCCAACCAUUAGCCGCUUCCCAGGCUCGUUACUCUCUCAGACUCUCUCCUCCCACCAAACGUCUCACUACCUGUCCAACGGGGACGACUGCGAGUCUGCGCUGGAUCUCAGCAUGGGGAAAAACAACUCCAAAUAUGCGUCUUCCUCCUCGUCUCCCGCCGAUAGAUUGUCUGUGCAGAAGGGACAGCUGCUGGACGGGCUUGGCCUCCGGCCCACGUCCAAAGGCCUGGUGGUGGUCCAGGUUAAACAAGAGCCCGGUACCGUUGUGCCGCCGUCCAAUAGCCCGAUAAACCUUGUGAACUGCAGCAACAUGUCAAAGUCUCACCUCUACAUGAGAGCAGACGACACAUCAAAGAUGGACAGAGAGAAGGAGUCGGAGCUUCCUGAGAGGAAGUCCAAAGGCAAACGGUACCGGGACAUGCGGCGCUCAAGGACCAUCAUUCAAGCCGAACAGCUCGACAUAUUAUACGGCUGCUACUUUAAAGACCCAAACCCUGGGAAGCAUGAGUUUGAACAGAUUUCAGAGUGGGUCCAUCUUCCAAAGAAGGUUGUUCAGAUCUGGUUCCAGAACAUGAGGGCAAGGGAAAGGAAAGGUGAGGUGCGGUUCAUCAGCGAUGGCACCCUGGCUGCUGUCGGAAAACCUCUUAUCAAGUUCACCUGGCCUCUUUCCAAACCCAUAUUUUCUCAUAAGGCUGCUACCAAUAACUCUGGGGGCAUCACCGCUACCCCAAUUGUCCGGACUCUGAUAAAGACGGAGAAAGAGCCGGAGAAGGAGCUGGCAAAGGCAACUUUAGUGAAGAAGGUGAUCCCUGUUCCCAUCAAGCCCAAGGACGUAGCUUCCCCCACUGCAGGGUCCCCUGUGAGCAGCAGCGUUACUGCAGUGCCAAAGAUCAAGCUGGAAGCCAGCAGCAAUGUCAGUAUGGUGAAAGUCUUGCCCAAAGCCCCUACCCCUGUCCUCUUAUCCCCACCCAGGGAGCCGGUUCCCAUCGCCCCACGGCCUCUUCAAAAACAGCAAGAGGAGAGCGAUGACGAAAAAACCGACGAGGAAAAAGAGGACGAAAAUGAAACGAUGAUCAGACCGGGGAUGGCUAACCGCAUGGUGCCGAAGCUGGCCACGACUCCCAUCAACAACCGGCCUCCAGCCUCCACUCUAGUGCCACAAAAGCAAAAUGGACUCAAUUACUGGACCCCAAAAGUCCCAAUUAAAAUCAAUACGCUGUCUAGAGAACAACUGGCACUUCCCUCACACACGCCGCCCCGCACCAUCCCCCCUCCUCCCACCCCCAGCAUCGCACCGGUCAGCCCAAACUUAUCCGGCUCCGCAAAGGCGGCCAGCCCCUCCACUCCCAUCAUGGCCAAGUCCAGCCCCACAGAAAACAUGAUUCUGUCACCUUCAUCCAGCCGCAGGCCACGCACCCACCUGUCCUGUCUGCAGCUGGCCAUCUUACAGUCGUGUUACGAAACCUGCGCCCACCCCAACGCCAUGGAGUGCGAGGCGAUCGGCACAGAGCUCAACCUGCCGCUCAAGGUGGUGCAGAUCUGGUUUCAGAAUACCAGAGCCAAGGAGAAGCGAUGGAGACUGCAGCAAGAGAAAAUGUAUCCCCUGUCGGAUGGGAAGGUGGACACCAGCUCCGGAAGCUACCUUCACUACAGCGCCCUGAAAGCCAACCGGCCCAUCCUGCCCAAACCCGUUCAGCUGACCAUCACCGAACCCACGGCCUCUCCGGCGCCGGGCCAGCCGGCUCCAAAGGAGACCCUGACGGGCCACUGCGACGCCUGCAACGUGUCCUUCGAGUCGCGGGCUGCCGCCAGGGCCCACGUCUUCUCCCCACGCCAUCUGGCCACUUUGAGAACCACUAACUUUGGCCAGCCAACGGCUCUGGUCAACAAGAACAGCUCGCAGGUUUCUGCGUCCGCUCCCGUGACCAGCCCAGCAGCCGAGGGGGAGAUAGUCAUCGAGCUGCCCCCCUCCUCAGCCACCAGCAACAGUUAGAGACUCAGAUCAGGAAUGGUCUGCACAUUGACAAUUGUUGGAGCCAUUUGGGCUCCUCAGAUUUUAUUACACAUAUGAGCACUAACCCUCUAAAGGUAAUCUUUCGCUACAACACCCCCCCCCUGCUACUCUAUGCUCGACCGUCACUCAGCCUGAUGACAUAAACUGAGCAGACUCCACCCAUGCUGCUUGUCACUUUUAUCAGCUGAUUCUGAUGAGCGUGAUGACCCUACAAAGUUCUCCUCCACCUUAUCACACUUACCGCAACAAUUUUUCACCCCCAAAAAUCAUACUGACUAACUUCCUAUAAUUUGUAAAGGCACUCAAAUCGCAAAGCUUGACACGUUCUGUCCUACAGACUGAGGCAAGUGUUCCUGCUUUUUGGCAGCGGCCACACAUCGCCCAGAAAUACUGUUUUUGGGAUGAGAACAUGAAACACACAAAUAACUGGCUGUUAGUUUUUGUUUUGUUUUGUUUCUUUUUUUUCCCUCCUCCUCUCACUUCCUGGGCAAAGCUUCUUAUGAUAUGAGACUGAGCUGAGCUGUUGGGAGAUGAGGACAACCUGGUAAUAACCAGCUUUUUGGUUGCUUCAGGAGUGCUUUCUCUUUCAUUUGGGAUAUAACAGAGGUACUAUGGAAAGAGUAGGGCUUGUAAAGGUGUCUGCAAUUACAUCAUAGUUUCAUGACAAUCUUAAAAAUGGCUAAAAAAAAAGGGUUUUAAGAAAAUAGAAUCCGUGGCAUACCGCACUUUGACAUUUAACAUUGAGAUGUUUUUAAAGCAUUCUGAUGCAGGUGUCUUUUUAUGGGAAGAUAAAUUGAUGCAUGUUGGAUGCCUUAAUAUAAAUCACAUUAGAUUUUUUUUUUCUUUUUGGCUAAUCAACUGUAACAUGCUUGAGGUGUGAGCCCAAUUAUUAUAAAAAUUAAAAAUGAUUUGGAUGCAUCAUUGAAGAGCUUUUUUUUUUUACACCCAUUCCCAGGGAGCCGUCUCUGAAUGUCGUCAUCGAUGUUCAAUCCCGUUAAGUAAACCUGACGGCAUUUUCAUGGCCAAGAAUCUUAAUUUAUUUUUAGUUUUUUUUUUCCUCUCAUGAAAUUCUCUAGUUUCUGUGAAUUUUAAAUCCUCCCCUAUGUUUGUGUGUCAUUAUUUUUCGGAAUGUGGCUCCUCAGACUUGCUUGGGAAAUCUAAAUAUUUGACACCCUCCUCCUGGUGCGUUAAAUCAUGGCAGCCUUAAAAGGAAAUCCCAAAAGGAGGUCUUUGUAAAUUGAUUUAAUCUCUAUUUGGCACUAAGACUCGGACUGAUUUCCCAAUAUUUCUUUUUUUUUUUUAUACUGUAAGGGUUGCUUUUUUUUGUACUCAUUUUAUUCACUUGUGUGUUUGUAAAACGACGGGAAGCAAUUACAACUGGUAAAUGUUUUUAUCUAGGUCAAAAGCCAAUCCAGUCAGAUUGAGAAAGCAGGCAUGUUUCCCCCCUCCCUCCCUUUUCAUUGGGGUUUCAAAGCAGUAAAUGACUCCGGUCAUGUAUGUGCUGUUAGAUGGGAUGUUAAAACUCUUGAAACCACACCAAGGGAGACACUGGGGUAUUAUUAGUAUCAUCCAGUGGCUGAUGGGUACUCUAAUCUAAGCAAGUAAAUUAGGAAGCAGAAAACGUGUUCACUGAGAGCUAAAUAAGAUGGUGCUGUGUUGAAGGACACAAACUAAAGAUGUUUUCCUUCGGUUUAAGCUGUAUAUUAAUGUUACUAUUAAUAGUUUUAACAAAAUGCAAAACUAAAACAUGAUCUUUUGUAAAGAAAUAUAUAAAAAAAAAUUAACUGAUAUUCCAAAGUAAUCCUCACUUUGCUUUCUGUCAUUCAGAAACCAAAAAGCAAUCUUUAGGUCGACAGAGAGCAAGAGAGGUCCUAAUGCAAACUGUAAGAAGAAGAAAAAAAAAAAAAAAGACAUCCCAGACUUGACACUUGCACUAGUCCACCAUUUUUGCACAAGCUACAGAGAUCCGGGAU
Messenger RNA from Cyprinodon tularosa, 6973 nucleotides. It is a transcript of the gene zfhx2, whose product is annotated as zinc finger homeobox 2. Gene Ontology annotation, molecular function: zinc ion binding; DNA-binding transcription factor activity, RNA polymerase II-specific; RNA polymerase II cis-regulatory region sequence-specific DNA binding. NCBI's taxonomy places the organism in Eukaryota, Metazoa, Chordata, Actinopteri, Cyprinodontiformes, Cyprinodontidae. The transcript has 5 exons. The record is from RefSeq and is a predicted model, not a curated record. The coding region runs from base 543 to 4979 and encodes 1478 amino acids. Gene Ontology annotation, cellular component: nucleus. Gene Ontology annotation, biological process: regulation of transcription by RNA polymerase II; regulation of neuron differentiation; brain development.